This is a messenger RNA of Drosophila mojavensis, 1406 nucleotides long. RefSeq names its product rRNA N6-adenosine-methyltransferase ZCCHC4. Gene Ontology annotation, cellular component: nucleolus; cytoplasm. The transcript has 3 exons. Gene Ontology annotation, molecular function: zinc ion binding; rRNA (adenine-N6-)-methyltransferase activity; nucleic acid binding. Lineage: Eukaryota; Metazoa; Arthropoda; Insecta; Diptera; Drosophilidae. Bases 31 to 1401 code for a protein of 456 amino acids. Gene Ontology annotation, biological process: rRNA methylation. The record is from RefSeq and is a predicted model, not a curated record.
AACGCCGUUCUAGUUGGUGAGCUCGAUCAAAUGGAUGAAAACAUCAAUGAAAAACUGCUUCUUCAAGUUGAGGAAGAUGACACAGAUCAGCAUCCCUGUUGCCCGCAUGGACCCACAGUGCUCUUUUAUCGCCAAAGUCAACAGCCCAGCGAUGGUUUCUAUGCCUGUUCCGCUUACCGUAAUCCUAAGCUUUGCUCCUUUCGCAUGGAUUACGAAAAAUGGAAAGGUAUCCAACAGAAACGAGUGCCAGAUAUACGCGCAUAUCCCCAGCAACAGAACGAUGCAGAUCCCGAUCCCACUAGUCACCUGAAAGCGUUAUCGCAGGACGAUGUGCAUGCCCAGUACUUUUUCGAUCAGCAAGCCCUCAAAUUCUUUGCAGAUCAGUGUCGCUUGCUGAAAAUCGAUAAGGUGGUCUGUAUGGGCGCGCCACGCCUACACUUUUACCUGCGUAUCCAUAAAAUACAAAGUUUUUUGCUUGACUUUGAUGAGCGUUUUAGUAAAUACCUGAGUCCUCAGGAAUUCUGUCUAUACAACAUGUGCAACAAUCACUUUUUCUACCAGCGAGAGCCGUUUGAGAGAUUCCUGAAAUGCAAUAAGGAUGAACGCGUAUUAAUUGUCACGGAUCCACCAUUUGGCUGUAGAACCGAACUAAUUGCCCACACGCUACGAUCUCUGAUGCGUCUCCAUAAUCGCCUCAAUCAGCUGCCCGCCACGCCGUUGUCGAUAUUUUGGGUGUAUCCAUACUACAUGGCAAACUAUAUAAGGCAGGAUAUGCCCGAGCUGCAAAUGUGCGACUAUAAGCUAAAUUAUACGAAUCAUAGUCGAUAUACGAAUGUGGGCAACUCCAAGCGUUCCUAUGGGUCGCCAGUGCGUGUCUUUACCAAUAUACCGCUUGAGCUGUUGCGCCUGCCGCCUACCGAAGGGUACAAAUAUUGUGAUAGAUGUCAACGUGAUACGGCCAUAGAGAAUGUGCACUGCGAUCGGUGCCGGAAUUGCUGCUCGCAGAAUGGCCAAACCUAUCGGCACUGUCAGCUCUGCGAUAUGUGUGUGAAACCGAAUUAUGUCCACUGCUCGAACUGUCGCCGGUGCUGUCAACGUGUUGGACACGACUGUGGAUUGUAUCAGUCCAUGCAGCACUGCUGGUUAUGUGGCCAACGGGGCCACAUUGAGAGUAACUGCCAAAUCUGGUCGAAGCUCUCACGCCUGAGCAAACGACGGCAGUCUCAGCGGGAUUGUUGCCUUAUUUGCGGAGCGCAAAGUCAUCGUGAAAGGAACUGCUCACGGCGCUGCAGUUACUUCAAGGAAUUCGAAUUUAUGGGACAAACUUUGAUAAAAGCACGAGAUCGAAAGUUUAUAUUAACACGAAAUAAAGCCAAAAUGCGCAAACUUCCUAAAUCAUAGAAAAA